This is a messenger RNA of Dictyostelium discoideum AX4, 765 nucleotides long. It is a transcript of the gene pex11, whose product is annotated as transmembrane protein. Gene Ontology annotation, biological process: peroxisome fission. Gene Ontology annotation, cellular component: peroxisomal membrane. The transcript has a single exon. The record is from RefSeq and is a predicted model, not a curated record. Lineage: Eukaryota; Evosea; Eumycetozoa; Dictyosteliales; Dictyosteliaceae. Bases 1 to 765 code for a protein of 254 amino acids.
AUGGCAGGAAUAUUAUCAAAACCAAAUUAUAAUCAAUUUUUAGAAAGUUUAAUUAAACUUUUAGCACAAACAUCAGGUAAAGAUAAGAUUGCCAAGAUUUUACAAUAUGGUGCCAAAUUAUUAGGAUAUAUAUUUUUAAAGAGAUCAAAACAUUGGGUUGAUGUUAUGAAAAAAUUAGAGACAACAAGUGGAUCAGCACGUAAAGUAUGGCGUUUAGGUAAUACAUUGGCCGAGCAACAAAAGAUUUUAGCAUUAUUCAAAGUAAAGAAUCCAUUUGCCUUUUUAAAUAUUCUAGCAUUGAUUAGACAAAGUGGAAUGUAUUUCUAUUGGGUAUUCGAUCAUUUAAUCCUUGGUACCAACAUUGGUUUAUGUAAAUUUGAUACUGUCAAAUUGGGUUGGUAUUCAAGUGUUAGUUGGUUCUUUGGUUUAUUAUGUUCAAUCAUUAUCGAUUUAAAUACAUUGGCCAUCAUGUUAAAGAAAGAGAAAUCACUCAGAUUAACAAUCACUCAAAAUAAAAUCAAUGCAAAUAAUAAUAACAUCGAUACUCAUACAAUCACCUCUGAAGUCGAAAAUAAAGCAAUCAUCGAUCAAUUCAAUGAAGUCAUUAAAAAGAAGAAUGAAAUCUAUUUAAAUUGUGCAAAGAAUGGUUCAGAUUUAAUCAUUGCUUCAACUUUAUUAAAAAUUUAUCCAUUCUCUCAAGGUACAAUUGGUAUUUCUGGUAUAAUUUCUGCAUUAAUUGGUGCUUAUCAAAUGUGGCCAAAAUAA